Molecule: messenger RNA, 4217 nt
Organism: Seriola aureovittata
Lineage: Eukaryota; Metazoa; Chordata; Actinopteri; Carangiformes; Carangidae
Gene: depdc1
Product: DEP domain containing 1a
Exons: 12
Coding region: 105-2696 (863 amino acids)
Biological process (GO): intracellular signal transduction
Source: RefSeq, a predicted model, not a curated record
CUGGCAGCACAACAUCGAUAAUUCCCAUCCCCGAGUAAUGGAUAUUUUUACCUCCUCUCACAUCGGAUGAAGUGAAAAUAUUAGCGCUUUCUUUAGUGAUAAGUAUGAGUUCUCAUAUUAUCACCCCUGGACCGUACCGAGCCACAAAACUGUGGAAUGAAGUCACGCGUCUGUUUCGGGCUGGCAUGCCUCUUAGGAAACACCGCCAAAACUUCCGGCACUACGCCUCCUGCUUCACUGCCUCUGCUGCUGUGGAGUGGCUGCACCAGCUGCUCUGUAGCAACAGCAAUUUUGGCCCUGAUGUCACCAGGCAACAGACGGUACAGCUCCUGAAGAAAUUUCUGAAGAACCAUGUGAUCGAAGAUGUGAAGGGUCGCUGGGGCACUGAGGAUCUGGAGGACAACAAUUCACUGUACAGAUUCCCAUCCACUUCUCCUCUUAAACCAUUUCCCCGCCCAGCCCCCGGCUCCAUAAAGAAAAGACCUUCAUUCAGGGACAAAGAGGGUUUCUUCAGGUUUAGGAGUAUCAAGAAGAACGAGAAGGAGACACAAGAGAAUGUAGAUCCUUCCCUCCCAGCAGAGGAAGAGAAUCAGCCAACAGGAGAGCAGCAGCUGCUGAGACGAGAGCUGACAGUAGAAGACGAACAGGACAUCUGGAGAGACAUCACCCUGACCCACCUGCAGAGGAUUCUAGGUGUUGCAUCUCUUGAUGAGGUUUUAAACCAGCGUUACGUAAACCCACAGAACAUCAUCCAUAAUAUGACCAAAGUCAACAAGCAUGGAGUGGUCACGCUGGAUGACAAGACCAAUGACCUUCCACACUGGGUUUUGUCUGCCAUGAAGAGCCUGGCCAACUGGCCAAAGUACGACAGCGCACAGCCGUCAUAUCCCGGCUUUGAGAGAGAUGUCUUCAAAACAGUGUCUGAUUACUUCUACAGCCUUCCACAGCCGUUACUCACAUACGAACUGUAUGAACUGUUUAUCAACGUCCUAGUGUUUUGUGGGUAUGUUGCAGCACCCACCACACACCAACGUGGGAAACGCAAGAAGUCUGACCUUCCCUCAGUCCCCCCUCCAGCCAAGGCAUCAUUUCGCUCAACAGAGUGUCUCCUCCUGUCACUGCUCAGACAGGGGACAUGUGAUGAGACAGAAUCGCCCAUGAGAGAGGUGCUUGGUGGGAAACUUAAGUCACGGUUGGCGGCACUGAAAGGAGGUGGUGCAGGUGACUGUCAGUUAGGUGGCAGCUGCCUGAGCCUGAGUACAGUUGUUUCCACGAGACGUCAAACCAGGAGUUGCUCACUGGAAACCAUCCUUGAUGACUCUGCCACUCUCACCCGGCAACAGCUGUUCCUGUCCAAUGACAGCCUGGCUUCCUGCGCCUAUGGCAACAGGAGUCAAGAUGACAGUUCUGCCAUCACAACACAUUACAGUCAUUCAGACAUUACAUCUUCAUCCAAAGCGACCCCUGUUUCUAGUGAAGACGCCCCAGGAGGUACAACCAGAAACCGACUGUCUGCAUUUUCUAUGGCUGGACUGUCAGUCGCACAGAGGUCGCGUUCCUUGCGGCCACUCAGUGUAGGCAGCUGUUUGGACAUUGUCAUAGAAACCAAGGAGGAAGAUGUCAAAGAGACCAAGUGGCAGGGCCGAGCAGCCAGCUGCCUCAAUAUAAACACUCCUGCAGACCAGCAGCACUCCUCCUCAGCUUCACACCCUCCCUCGUUGUCCUCCUAUCAUCCUUUCUCUUCUUCCUAUCACCCUUUCUCCUCCUUCUCUUCAACUGCUAUGGCCAAAGUACAAGGGUCUCAUGCUACUACAGGACCCAGUGGGCCUAGACCCGCCUCCAGUACCUCUAAUCUUUGGAUGCUUCCUGCCCCUGCUGUUGUCCGGCGCUGCCUCAGCUCUCUGGAUGUAUCCAAGCCAUCGCGACCUGUUUCACUGUUCAAACCUCCUGUCUGUGUGCCCACCAGCAGCUCCCAGCCCCCUCAACCCAAACCUGAGCACAGCCUUCCCCAGCCUCAGUGUGAGCGUGUAGCCAUCGAGGCCCUGCAGCUUUGCACCCUCCUGCUCCCCCCGACCUCCCGCAGGAAGUUGCAGCUCCUCAUGAGGAUGAUGUCACGCAUCAGCCAGAACGUGGACAUGCCUCGCCUCCACCCCGCCAUCGGCACCAGAACGCUGAUGGUUCAUACCUUUUCAAACUGUGUCCUCGGCAGCGCUGAGGAGUGUGAUUUGGACGAGCUGUUAGCCACAAGGCUGGUGUCAUUUCUAAUGGACCAUCAAGAAAGCAUCCUCUCAGUUCCUGAGUACCUGCGCAGUGCUAUCAAUGAUCACAUACAGUAUCUGCGCACAGUACAGGUCCCCAUCGAUGGUGUUUCUGAUAUUGAUGCCGGCGAUCCAGUUUGCGCCCCAGUGCCUGUGUUUGCGUUCUGCCGUCAGAUAAGCGGUGCUGAGUUUGAACAGCAAAAGCUGGCAUCUUCCCAGAAGGCCAUGGAGGAGUUACUGGAGAUCCUGCUGACAGACCAAAACAUCACUGAGAAGGACAGACGCAAGAAACUGAAGCAGUUUCAGAAGCAGUACCCAGACAUCUACAGUCGUCGGUUCCCCCCCUCAGACAAGGAGAGCAAGACCGACAACAAGCCAAAGAUUAAACCUCCCCUCAUCAACAUCAAGAAGACCAAAGCUUUCAGCAUCAGGAACUAAACUAGCCAAGUGUCAUCGGUGUAGAAGCCACAGUCAUUACAUCAUUUUUGCUGCACUAUAACUGCACUGACGCUGCGCUCCUGAGAGAUUUGUAAAAAACGUUCUCCUCUCUUUGCAGCCAUUAACUUUACAUUGUUACAUUGGAAACACUGUUAUUCCUUUUGUGUCACGUGAAUGGGGUUAUAAGAGAGUUAGUGCAGGCUGGGAGACUUCUACAAUGGUUAAUGUGUGUAUUCAUGUUGUUUGUAUGUUUGUGAUGUGUGUUGACAGCUUAGUAAGAUGAAGGCAGGUGGACAGACAGUAGCUCCUUAGAGCAGUUCACAUUAAUUAUUGUGUUCACGUAUAACAUGGUUUUAUGAAGCAGGGUUUUUUUGUUAAAUGUUUUUUGUGUUUAGUGAGAUCUGUUUACCCAUUUCCUUCUCACCCCACCUUCAUUCUCUAUUGCUAGCUAAUAUAAUACUGACGUGUGUGUGUGUGUGUGUGUGUGUGUGUGUGUGUGUGUGUGUGUGUGGCUUCAGAGUGCAUUUUGGGAGAAAUAUAUGCAAUUCUGGGAUCACCUCUCCACAUGGGAAUAACUAGAUUAUAGAUUAAUUUAUAAGUGAUGAAACUGGGAGUAGUGUUAGAAAUAUCUUUGCUUGAAGUCUUUUUGUCAUGUUAACCAUGUUUUUAUAGACUUAACUAAAUGUUUUAUAUCAUAGAUUCUCAAGUUUUAUUUGAAAUGCUUGUUAGUUUUGAACCUUCUCUUUUUCUCAAAUUUUAUGUCUUGUCAUUCUUGUCUUUUGCCUCUAGGGUUUUCUAUUGCUUUCAUUUGUGUGUCUGUGUGUGUGUUUGUGUGUGUGUGUUUUUUGUUUUUUGUUUUUUGUUUUUUUUUUAAUGUUUUUUAGGUUUUCCGCAAGAGAGAUCUUUUGAGUUUCAUAAUCUCCAAUUUUUCAUGUUCAACUCAACUUUCAUAGUUCUUGUUUGUGUGUUUCGUCUUGAAUACAUCCCUGGUUAGUUUAUUGGAUAGAGCAAUGAUUUGCACUGGGUUUAGGCACUGUGAAUGGCAAGCAAGCUAAUGUCAAUCAUCAGAAUUGUUAAUUUAUACAUAUUUAAUGCAUGUUAGACACCCUAAAGAAGGUUUCACCAGACAUCUGUCAUAUUUUGGGGAAAUGGUUGCUACGGCUAAUACUUAAAGUCUCAUGAGAUUACAAUGAGAGUAGUUGAUGGCUAGUGGCAUCCAUUCAUUUUACCAAUGGAUUUUAAGGUGACGUGCAGCAAAGAACCCACAUUAUGUCAGGUGUUUGAGGAAACUAAAACUUGACUCAAAAUGCCAAGCUUUGUUUUUAUGUCUUAGGCUGUAUGAAGUAUUAGUUCUAUCUGAUGUAUGUGUAUUUGUCUAUACCUCAGAUCAAAUGGUGUGUGUGUGUGCAUGUGUGUAACCAUGUACGCACUCAGCAGUGUUUUUGGCAAAGACCUUUACAGGGGAAUGUAUAUUAUACACUUCCUCUACAUUGUUUACUAUGCAAAGUCCUGGGAAAUAAA